AUGUAUAACUAUGAGAACUUACCAUCGGAAUGGUUUUCAUCACGUAAACGACCGCGUUCGUAUCAUUAUCUGCCACCAAUGUCUCGACCUGUUUCCAAAAGUUUCAAUCGAAUAUCGGACUUUAUCUUUCCCGAUACCGUUCAUAUUCGUCUUCAGCAGCAGCAACAGCAGCAACAACCUUUCUAUCGAAGAUAUCAGCGGACGGAAAACUACAGUUUGCCCGUCUUAAAUCAUCGAAACCGUAACCAGCAUGAUUUGAUUGUUGUCGAACGUUUACCAUUCGAAGAACUUGAUAAUGUCGACUUUCUCUAUCGAGAACAAUAUCAAAAACAACAGCAACAACAAACAUGUCAACCAGUUCGACCUGUUCGACGUCGUUAUACAUCUAUUACAAAUGAUCAACGUGCAAAUUUCAACGAUAGAAUGAUCUCAGGUUUACCGUCUCGAUCCGAUGCUCAUCGAGAGCGUGUACGUGAUCGACGGAAACGUCAUACAACCGAUAAUGCUUAUCAUUCAAUGAUGAAAUCAAUGCUGGAAGAAGAAGAAGCUCAAUAUUUGAAUGAAGAAAUAGGCGAUCCUAAUUAUAUUAUUUCAUACACCACUACACUAGAUCCCAUUACUGAUUCGGAAUCAAUCAAUUCUGUGCAACAGCAGCAACAAAACAAUAAUAUUUCAUUAGAAGAAUGGAAAAGACAAUCGCAUGGUCGUGUACCAGUCAACGGUACUGUACCUAUUAUAAUUGAUCGAGAACGUCAACGGCAACGACAACAUAGUUCAUCAUUAAGUAGCCGAGAUUCAUCAAGUGACACAGACAUCACUGAGCGACAUCCGACUACAACGAAUUUUAUUCAAUAUCAACAAGAUACUACCUUCAUCACGCCAUCAACAGAGCUUCCGGGUGUAUCAACUUCUCGUCCAGCCGUGUGGGAACAACUUCGGUCUGAGCCUGUUCGUCUUCGCCAUCAACCUGACAUAUUCAUUCCCAUUCAAGCAGUAACUGAAGCAGACAGAAACAAUCAGGAAACAUCGUCCUAUACGAAUAAUCGGAUCACUACAACGCCAUUUGAUAAUGUUACCGAUUAUCAGAUAAACAAUAAAACAUCAUCUCAACUAGUCGAUAAAUCAACACAUCAUGUUUCUUUAUGUGUAAAUGAUUUACACACAACUCUGUUUAUAGAAGAAGACGCUCUCAACAAUACCAAGACGACGACAAAUAGUAAUAAUAGCAGUAGCAAAGUAAUCAUAAAAACAUUUAUCGAUCGAAUUAUCAAACGUUUACAACAUUUCAAACGAUCACUCGAUGCUGGACUAAUUCACGUCCGGAAAAGAAAUACAUUAGUCAAUGGUCCUAUUGUUAAUGUUGAAUAUCAUCCACAAAGCGAAAUCUCUCGACGAAAGAAUGAAUCAGAUCAGUCUAGUGAUUGUAUUCCUAAACAGCAACAUCCUCUUCGUUCACCAUCAUUUGAUACAAGUGAAGAAACUAAACACGUUCGACCAUAUUUUUUAAUUAGACCACAAACAGUUCUUGUGUUACCCAAUGAAAUCGCGAAGUUCAAAUGUUGUUUUGGUGGUGAUCCACUUCCGACACUUGUCUGGUCUCAUAAUGAUUCGCGUGUGUCAGAACUCAUAGCCACGGGCGGUGCAACAGCAUCACAAUAUCGUGUACAUAAACUUCAUGAUAUACAUUACUUGGAUAUUGGACCUGUCAAUGUUCGGGAUAGUGGUCAAUUAAAAUGUAUACUGAUGAAUCGUUACGGUCGAGAAGAAGCUGUGGUUCAUUUGAUUGUUGCUCCGUCAGCAGCAGAUGCGACACCUUCGAUUCCUCAGCCAUUGAGUGAUAUCACAAUAAUCGAAAGUCGACCUUUGAAACUGUCAUGUGGUAUCGUUGGCUGUCAAGUAACGGUGAACUGGUAUCAUAAUGGCAAAUUAAUAUCACCAAUGACGCAAUCAAAAACGGAUUAUAAUGGUGAAAAUGCCAUUUUUUCCCUUUCGAGAUGUAUGAGAACGGAUGCUGGUACAGUUGAUUGUGUUGUUAAAAAUCGUUUUGGUGAAGUAAGAACAAGUUGCCGUAUCGAAGUGGUCAAUGAUCCUGAAUUUGACCGGUGA
Molecule: messenger RNA, 2106 nt
Organism: Adineta ricciae
Lineage: Eukaryota; Metazoa; Rotifera; Eurotatoria; Adinetida; Adinetidae
Source: the annotation of a GenBank genome assembly